This is a messenger RNA of Castor canadensis (American beaver), 2262 nucleotides long. RefSeq names its product N-sulfoglucosamine sulfohydrolase (gene Sgsh). Gene Ontology annotation, molecular function: N-sulfoglucosamine sulfohydrolase activity. NCBI's taxonomy places the organism in Eukaryota, Metazoa, Chordata, Mammalia, Rodentia, Castoridae. Gene Ontology annotation, biological process: glycosaminoglycan catabolic process; heparan sulfate proteoglycan catabolic process. The record is from RefSeq and is a predicted model, not a curated record.
GCGCGCAGAGCUGCCGCCGCCAUGCGCAGCCCCGGGCCCGCCUGUUGCGCUCUGCUGCUCGUCCUGGGCCUCUGCCGGGCGCGUCCCCGCAACGUUCUGCUUAUCCUCGCGGACGAUGGAGGCUUUGAGAGUGGCGCAUACAACAACAGUGCCAUCUCCACCCCUCACCUGGAUGCCCUGGCCCGCCGCAGUCUCAUCUUCCGCAAUGCCUUUACCUCCGUCAGCAGUUGCUCUCCCAGCCGUGCCAGCCUCCUCACUGGCCUGCCCCAGCACCAGAAUGGUAUGUAUGGGCUGCACCAGGACAUGCACCACUUCAGCUCCUUCGACAAGGUGCAGAGCCUGCCGCUGCUGCUCAGCCAGGCUGGUGUGCGCACAGGCAUCAUUGGGAAGAAGCACGUGGGACCGGAGGGAGUGUACCCGUUUGACUUUGCGUACACGGAGGAGAAUGGCUCUGUGCUCCAGGUGGGGCGGAACAUCACAAGAAUUAAGCUGCUAGUCCGGAAAUUCCUGCAGACUCAGGACGACAGGUCCUUCUUCCUCUAUGUGGCCUUCCAUGACCCUCACCGCUGUGGCCAUUCCCAGCCCCAGUACGGAACCUUCUGUGAGAAGUUCGGCAGCGGGGAGAGAGGCAUGGGGCGUAUACCAGACUGGACACCCCAGACCUACAACCCUCGGGAUGUGCUGGUACCUUACUUUGUCCCUGACACACCAGCAGCCCGAGCUGACCUGGCUGCUCAGUACACCACCAUUGGCCGGAUGGACCAAGGGAUUGGACUUGUGCUCCAGGAGCUGCGUGGAGCUGGUGUCCUGAACGACACCCUGGUCAUCUUCACGUCGGACAAUGGGAUCCCCUUCCCCAGCGGCAGGACCAACCUGUACCGGCCGGGUACCGCUGAACCCUUGCUGGUCUCAUCCCCACGGCACCCGCAACGCUGGGGCCAGGUCAGCGAGGCCUAUGUGAGCCUCCUAGACCUCACACCCACCAUCUUGGAUUGGUUCUCCAUCCCCUACCCCAGCUAUGCCAUCUUUGGCUCAAAGACUGUCCAGCUGACAGGCCGGUCCCUUCUGCCAGCGCUGGAGGCAGAACCUGCGUGGGCCACAGUCUUUGGCAGCCACAGCCACCACGAGGUCACCAUGUUCUACCCCAUGCGCUCUGUGUACCACCAGAACUUCCACCUGGUACACAACCUUGGCUUCAAGAUGCCUUUUCCUAUCGACCAGGACUUCUAUGUUUCGCCAACCUUUCAGGACCUUCUGAACCGCACUAUGGCCGGUCAGCCCACAGGCUGGUACAAGGACCUCCACCACUACUACUACCGGGAGCACUGGGAGCUCUUUGAUGUCAGCCAGGACCCCCACGAAACCCAGAACCUAGCUGCUGACCCACGCUUUGCACAGGUGCUGGAGGUGCUGAAGGACCACCUGUUCAAGUGGCAGUGGGCAACCCAUGACCCCUGGGUAUGCGCCCCUGAUGGCAUUCUGGAGGAGAAGCUCUCUCCUCAGUGCCGUCCUCUCCACAACGAGCUGUGACCAUCCCUGGGCACUGCCUGCUACCCCUUCCUAGAUGUGGCUAAGGGACGAAGGAGGCAGCACCAACAGUCUCUCCCUCCCUCCAUCCGUCCUCAGAUACCUCUGCCAUCUCAUUCCUGCCUCCUGGAAGGGACACCCAAGUUGUGCCCCGCCCAUUACUGUCACCAUAGCAGGGGACCCUGCUGCUCUUGUGUUUGAGCUGUUUUCCAGCACAGGAAUUCUAGGGGAGACUCUGGCACAGGGCAAGGUCCCCAGUUUGGGAUGGGCUUGGGGACCUGCAGGUGGAGGGGCAGAGACUCAGGUUUGAGACCCUCUUUAGUUUGGAACCUGUGGAUGUUUCUAAGCCGUUCGCCCAAGAGGAGCCCGGGGUUCUGUGUCCCAUGCGGGUGGCAGGCAGGUUCAGAACUGCAGGUCUGCUUUCACCAACCUUGGGCUGGAGGAGGCCUUUGCACCGCCACGGGCUUGCUCCUGUGCCUUCCCCGAGUCAGGGUCUCAUGUCUGCCCUGGUAGGGCUUUCGUGGAUUCUUGGCAGUGAUGAGCUUCCUCCUGUGGUCCUGGACACAACUCAUCCUACUUUUUGAGAGUGGCCAAGGAUGAGAGUGUGACAGUGCUCCACGGCUGUGGCUUGGGUUACUUGUCCUUGUGUGACGCCAGCAUCUAACUCCACACUUGCCCUUCUUCCACCCAGCAUAGGAGCAGAAGCUCAGCCUGGAAAACCUAGAGAGGCCUCUC